AUGAAUCUGAAUUACUUUUUUGAUGAUGUGACCAAAAACGUUGAUGAGGACAGAGCUGUAGACGUUGUCUCUGUAGUUUUCAGCAUGGCAUUUGAUACGGUUCCACGGUACGAGGACACCAUGGGUACCAGUGCUAGUACCAACCAGCAAUCUGCGUCAUCUGUCCGAGCACAACCUGAGAAGGAUGUCAAACAACCUGUUGCAGUCAGUCACUCUGAGGUUAUCAACACCCCGGCAGGGUUGGCCAAAUCCUUUGUCACCAACAAAGUGGCACGUGUUGUGAUAACGCACAAUCUGAAGGAAGAAUUUCAAGUUCACGAUAACUUUCUUAAGGCCCACUACGUCAUUGGCAGCAUGAAUGACAGUUUACCCGAGCAUUACCUUGUGCAGGGGAAAUACUUUAUGAUUAAUGAUCUCAGUGACAAAGUGGACAACCUUCUCACCAUGAAUAAUUAUGGAGCACCAAAUUUUCGACAGAUUCAACUUGGCUACCCAGUAUAUGGCAUGGGGCAAGCAACAAUGAAUGGCUUUCACAUGGUAUUACAAAAACUAAAGGAGGAAGGAAAUCAGGAAAUCAUAUACUUCAAUGUGCGUGAGGAGCCUGUCAUUUUUCUUCAUCAAGAUGAUGACUUUAUCCCUUACACCCCACGUGAUCGCAAUGACCUUCAAGAAAACCUCUAUAAUCUGACUUCGAGGGAUCAGGUGGAAAAUCUGGAAUUAAUUAUUAAAAAUGAGCUGUUGGAUUUUGCUGUUUUGAGCAACCAAACUUAUUUUGUUUAUCAUGGCACGGAGCAAUUUGUUACUGAGCCUCUCCCAAAGACAAUUGAGAAUGUGGAGGAUGUUCGUAUUUCAGAAGAGGUCUACAGAGGCCAUGUCUUUACAAUGCCAUACUUCAGGUAUAAACGACUACCUCUGCCUGUUGCUGCCACUCUGGAAGAAGCAGACUUUGAUUCCUUCAUUAGUACUGUCAGGGUGGAUAGCAUAGUGAAUAUCUGUUCAGAAAUGCUCAAUCUGAAGGAAUCAAUUUUUCUAUACAAAGAUGAAGUCCUGAAAUCUGAUGAAUGGUAUCAGAAACCGUUGGCCGAUGAGUACCUGGACCUUGAUGAAAUGAGUAGUCGAAGACAAAUGAAAGUGGCAAACUACAGAAAAGUUUCCAAAAUGCCUGUAUGUGGAAUUGCGCAACCAAAUCCAGAGGGACUGCUGCGGAUCCUGUCCCACCUGACCGAUGAUACCAGGAAGUUUACUCGGGUGCUGUGUCUGAACCUGAGAGGGGAAGCAGUGCUGGAGGCAGAUGGACAAAUGUAUUCACUCAGGGAAGUCAACAAUCUCCAGCAGGAGGUCAUCAUCCCUGCUACAACAGUGGAACAACUGGAGGAAAUUGAGGCGGCUUCCAAAAUGGACCUGUUGAGCUCCAAGACCCCUAUAGAGACCUGGAAAGAGGAAACAAAGGAGAUGAAACAGUUCAACUCAUGUAUGACUCUGAAGGAGGUUUACAGCCAAGCAGCCAUACAGUAUCCCCAGUUGCAGAAUCAUCGCAUUCCAAUUCCGGAUUGUGCAGCUCCCACAGAAGAGGAAUUUGAUGUCUUCCUUAAUGUCGUGAGGUCACAUUUAAUCACAGAUCAAAAUACAGUGAUUGUAUUAAAUUGUCACGAUGGUAAAGGGAGGACCACAGCUGGCAUGGCCAUCUCCCUGCUUCUGGUCUGGCACAUUAAAGGGUUCCCAGAAUUUAUUGUGGAGGAUAUGGUGAGCAUUCCCGAUGCCAAGUAUACAAAGGGCGAGUAUGAGGCAGUUCUCAGUCUGGUACGUAUUCUUCCAAAUGGUAAUGGAAUGAAACAGGAAGUGGACAGAGCUCUUGAUGCAGUGAGUGAUUCAAUGACUCCAAUGAUGCACCACUUGAGGGAACUUAUCCUCAACACCUACAAGAAGUCAAAGGGGGCAAAGGAUAAAGAUACUGCAGAAAGCUUGCACUUGUGUAGUCUACAAUAUCUUGAGAGAUACCUGUACCUCAUUCUUUUUGACACUUAUCUACACUUGGAGAAACCAGGAAAGUGGGAAAGAACAUUCAAAGAUUGGAUGACGGAGGUGGCAGCUCCUGCAGGUGUGUUUGAAAUCCUGGACAACUUGGGAUUCUCGGAGUUUGAGGACCCAGGAUGUACCCCGAUGUGCAGGAUGCGUAACCGAUGGCAACAGCAGCGAGGGUACAAGGUCCCCACCUUUGGUGAUAUGAUUUAAUAAUUUGCAACAAAGCAAAGUAAAAUUGCUCCCCACCUUGUCUCUCAAUGUCAGAAUAUUUUUCAGCUGAUUCAUUUUGGACACUAAAUUAAGUUCUGACAGGGUUCUAGUUUAAGUUCUGAGAGAGUGAUUCAUUGUUUACUUUAAUAGAGUGAGCAAGAUCCAACGCAGUAGUAUUAGAGCUUCCUCUGCAACUUAAAUCUAGAUACAUCCAAUUUAGUUAUGUUACCUAUGGGUUUGUGAGUUACAUCAUAUCUUAUGUACAAAUGUAUUUUGUCCAUAAUACUGAAAAUACCUGUCUCUUAAAUACUCUCUCCUCCUACUGCUCUUGUUCAGGAAGGUGUCUUCACAUCCCAAGUAGUUUUGGGUGCACUGGGGAAAGCUAAUUAUUUUUCUGGAUCUAUUAUUUGUAGCUGUAAAUUGUGUUGAGCAUUUUUUUCCUGUCAAUUCAUCGUUAGAGAUUCUGAUCUAUAGUUUGUUUCUUUAGCUGUAAUUUUAUAGCUACACUAUAGAUCCACUUUA
This is a messenger RNA of Amblyraja radiata (thorny skate), 2754 nucleotides long. RefSeq names its product paladin-like. The record is from RefSeq and is a predicted model, not a curated record. The transcript is spliced from 16 exons. Bases 1 to 2232 code for a protein of 743 amino acids. NCBI's taxonomy places the organism in Eukaryota, Metazoa, Chordata, Chondrichthyes, Rajiformes, Rajidae.